Rhizoctonia solani is the source of this 216-nucleotide messenger RNA. Its product is annotated as ribosomal L39 protein. Gene Ontology annotation, molecular function: structural constituent of ribosome. Lineage: Eukaryota; Fungi; Basidiomycota; Agaricomycetes; Cantharellales; Ceratobasidiaceae. Bases 1 to 216 code for a protein of 71 amino acids. Gene Ontology annotation, cellular component: ribosome; cytosolic large ribosomal subunit. The transcript is spliced from 4 exons. Gene Ontology annotation, biological process: translation. The record is from RefSeq and is a predicted model, not a curated record.
AUGGCCAAGCAUUUCACGCGAAGGCACCCGGCCCGGCCAAAAUUCCAAAGUAUGACGGACAUGCCGUCCCAAAAGACCUUCCGCACCAAGCGUAUCCUCGCCAAGGCCGCCCGGCAAAACAGGCCUUUGCCUCAAUGGUUCCGUUUGAAGACGGAUUCCAAGAUUCAGUACAACGCAAAGCGUAGGCACUGGCGCCGCACUAAGCUCAACAUCUAA